Messenger RNA from Phycodurus eques (leafy seadragon), 1517 nucleotides. RefSeq names its product Epstein-Barr virus induced 3 (gene ebi3). The record is from RefSeq and is a predicted model, not a curated record. The transcript is spliced from 6 exons. Gene Ontology annotation, molecular function: protein binding; cytokine receptor activity. The coding region runs from base 567 to 1298 and encodes 243 amino acids. Gene Ontology annotation, biological process: cytokine-mediated signaling pathway. Gene Ontology annotation, cellular component: external side of plasma membrane. NCBI's taxonomy places the organism in Eukaryota, Metazoa, Chordata, Actinopteri, Syngnathiformes, Syngnathidae.
ACAAAAGCAUUUUUUGUUGUUUUUACAACAAAAGGUUUUUACAAAAUCCACUUAUUGGAAAAAGAACGAAAAACAAAACUUUUGUUUUCAAAAAUCUCAAAAAAGAGACAAUUGAGAUAAAACAAAUCCAAAACAUUUUGUUGAUUUUUAAACAACAAAAAUCUGCACGUUUUGGGAAAUUAUUUUUGUACAUUUUCUAAACAGAAGAGAAAUCUUAUUGGAAAACGAUGAUACAUAAUUUUGUGGUGAAUUGGGAAAAAUCGGAAAUCCGACAAAUGCGUCCUGAUCCGAAUGUGCGCUGUGCUUGAGCGUGUGGUUAAUGUAUAUAAUGACUUUUUCUAUGAGAUGAACGUACUGUAUGUGAUUAUAAUUAUUAUUUUGUUUUAAUCACAUGUGACUCUUCAAACUUUCCCGAAGACGUCAGAAAAGUGGCGGUUGUUUCUCGACCAGGGUUUUCCUGUGAGACGUCUUCGGUUCCUCUUUCGCUUUCACCGCCGCUUGAUAAAACCCUCGAACGGCGGCUUGGACGCAUCUUUUUAUCCGAGUCGGCGAGUAUUUCCACCACCAUGACGAAUGCGCGUUACUGGAUUCUCCUCGCGUUGUUCGUGGCGAGCGAAACCGCUGACCUGAUGUCGGAUGCCGGGACAUCAGCCGAGCCUCCGGUCAAUCCCAACGUGCAUUGCUGGUGUGCAAAUUAUCCCAACGUCACCUUCUGCUCCUGGCUCGAACCCCAACACUCCCAACCUCUGCGCUACAUCGCUUCCUACAGUGAGAGACGCCAGCUGUCAAUCAGCAAGAGGUGUCAUCUCACCUCGUCCUCAUCCUCAUCCUCAUCAUCAUCAUCAUCAGUGCGGCUUUGGCACUGCCACCUGCCCGACUUGAAGCUGCUGACCGAUUACAUCCUCAACGUGACCACCUUGUCGUCUACGGGAAGCAGCAGCUCUCACCUCAGCAGCUUCAUGCUGGAGGACAUCGUGAAACCCGACCCCCCGGUGGACGUCAAGGUGUCCCCCCGCCGUGCCAGGAACGUGUUGAUGGAGUGGUCGCCCCCGCCGACGUGGACUCACCUGGACGUGGCGCCCCUCAAGUACCAGAUCCUGUACAACUGGGACCACAAGGGUCAAGCCAAGUCUGUCAGUCUGGGACCGUUGGAGAGCACCAGCGUGGAGCUGAAGGGUCUGAGCCCAGGAAGGAAGUACGCGUUUCAGGUGUGCGCGAAGGACCUGCUGGGUCUGGGCCAGUGUAGUCUCUGGAGCUCGCCCGUCACCAUCACUUUACCCACAAACAAAAUGUCAUGAGUCAACGGGUCGUGGUCAAGAUUCUGUUGAUUAAUUUUGCUAUUUAUUGCAAAACAGGUGGUGCCCUGAGAUAUAUUGAGUACCCUGAGUUUCAUUUAUUUAUUUAUCAUGUUAGUAAUUUAAAACACUCAUAUCUCAAAUCAUCUUUUCCCCUUGGAAGUGAAGGGGAAUGCCAUUCAUCUGUUCCAGCCCCCCCACACACAAAAAUAAAAAAAAUAA